This is a messenger RNA of Thamnophis elegans (Western terrestrial garter snake), 2373 nucleotides long. Its product is annotated as extracellular calcium-sensing receptor-like. The transcript is spliced from 5 exons. The record is from RefSeq and is a predicted model, not a curated record. Gene Ontology annotation, biological process: G protein-coupled receptor signaling pathway. Lineage: Eukaryota; Metazoa; Chordata; Lepidosauria; Squamata; Natricidae. The coding region runs from base 1 to 2373 and encodes 790 amino acids. Gene Ontology annotation, molecular function: G protein-coupled receptor activity. Gene Ontology annotation, cellular component: membrane.
AUGAAGUUUCUCCCUAUGGUAUUCCUGAUGAACAAAGUAGUUACUCUGAGGUGCCCUGCACGGGAUGCUUUCCUUGUUCCACAUGAGUGGUACCAACCGGGUGACUUUGUCAUUGGUGGGAUGGUGUCUCAAAUUGUUUACCACUUUUAUGAAAUUAUAUUUAAGGAACAUCCAUCUUUAAAAGGUUAUGGCUUACCACUUAUAAUAACUAAAUUCUACCAGCACAUCCUUGCAUUAGUCUUUGCUGUGAAGGAGAUCAAUGAGGACUUCCAGAUCUUACCUAACCUCACUCUCGGGUUCCACAUCCAUGAUAGUUACCAUGAUCCAAGGAUGACCUAUCGCACCACUCUGGACCUGCUUUUCAAAUCCCAGGGAUUUGUCCCUAACUACAAAUGUGACAGUCAGAAGAAUCUCAUGGCCAUUGUAGGAGGAUUAGGCUCGGAUACAUCAUCUUAUAUGGCAGAAAGUGUAAACGUCUACAAAAUUCCACAGUUGACUUAUGGCUCUUUUGCCCAAGAAGAGUUCCAGACUACUAAGUUAUCUUCGUUUUAUUGCAUGGUCCCACAUGAGGACCAUCAGUACACUGGAGUUAUACAACUUCUUCUUUAUUUUGGAUGGACAUGGAUUGGAGUCUUCACUCUUGAUACUAAUAAAGGAGAACGUUUCUUCCAGAAACUGCAGUCAUUGUUUUCCCAGAAUGGCAUCUGCACAGCUUUCUCACAAAAUAUUCCACAACUAGUUAAUUUGGAGAAUGUGUCUGAAUUACUUCAGGGAAACUCAAUUAUCUGCAAUAAACUAACAGAUCAGAAAGCAAAUGCUUUUCUUGUCUAUGGAGAAUCAUUCACAAUUUUGUGGCUCAGAAUUGCUGUGUUUCUGUGUGAGCUAGAGGAUAAAGAGAGUGCAUCAUUUAGAAAGGUUUGGAUCCUGAUGGACCCAAUUGAUUUCAUACUGACAGCAUUUCAAAGAGGUUUGGAUCUCCAGUUGUUCUACGGGGCCCUUUCUUUUACAGUGCACUCAAGAGAAGUUCAAGGCUUUGAAGAAUUUCUUCAAGCUAUCAAGCCUUCAACCCACAAAAACGGAUUUUUUCAAAACGUUUGGGAGCAAUUGUUUGACUGUUCAUUUCCAAAUGAGGAAUUAACCAUAAUGUACGAUGAAAUUUGUAGUGGAGAAGAGAAUUUGGGGGAUUUGCCCACACCUCUGUUUGAGUUGCAGCUGACUGGCCAAAGCUACAGUAUCUACAAUGCUGUCUAUGCAGUGGCCCAUUCUUUGCACGAGGCAGUGAGAAUGAGAGCCCAACAGAGAAUCAUUCAAAGGUUUGAAUUUCCAGAUCUUCAGCCUUGGCAGGCUCUUCCACUUUCUCAGUGUAAUGAUCAUUGUUUCCCUGGAUUUUGGAAGAAAGGAGAUGAAGAAAAAAAAUUCUGUUGUUAUGACUGUAUUCAAUGUCCGGAAGGGAAGAUUUCAAAUCAAAUGGAUAUGGAUGACUGUUUUGAAUGUUCAAAAGAUCACUAUCCAAAUGAGGAAAAGAUAGAAUGCAUUGUGAAACGAGUGGUCUUUUUAAAUAUUGAAGAAACCCUAGGAAUUGGGUUAACCUCAACGACUCUUUGUUUCUUCUUCUUGACAUGUUGGGUACUUGGAACAUUUAUUAAGCACAAGGAUACUCCCAUUGUCAAAGCCAACAACCGGUCCCUCACCUACACCCUCCUUGUCUCUCUUCUGCUCUGUUUUCUCUCCUCUUUGUUCUUUCUCAGCCAUCCUGGCAAAGUGACCUGCCUUCUCCGACAAUCAGCUUUUGGCAUCACUUUCUCAGUGGCUAUUUCUAGUAUCCUGGCCAAAACUAUUACUGUGGUUGUGGCUUUCAUGGCCACUAAACCUGGUUCUCCUAUGAGGAAAUGGGUGGGGAAAAGAUUGGCCUUUUCUAUUGUCUUCUCAUGCUCUCUCUUACAAAUAUGUAUUUGUAUUGUUUGGUUGUCGACAUCUUCCCCAUUCCCUGAGUUGAACAUGCAAUCAGAGUCCCAAGAAAUUAUUUUACAAUGCAAUGAAGGUUCAGCUUUCUUCUUCUACUGUGUUUUGGGCUACAUGGGUAUCUUAGCUAUUGCCAGCUUUAUUGUGGCUUUUCUUGCUCGUAAAUUACCUGACAGCUUUAAUGAAGCUAAGUUUAUCACCUUCAGCAUGCUGGCUUUCUGCAGUGUAUGGGUCUCCUUUGUUCCAACCUAUCUUAGCACUAGGGGAAAAGCCAUGGUGGCUGUGGAGAUCUUCUCUAUCUUGUGCUCUACUGCUGCCCUCCUGGGAUGCAUCUUUUUCCCUAAAUGUUACAUUAUUGUUCUGAGGCCUGAUUUAAACAGCAAGGAACAAUUGAUAAAAAGACACACUUAA